AUGUCGAAAAGAAACUGGGAAGAACUCGCCGCCAAGAAGCGACAGGAGCUGGCGAACUCCAUACCCCAAGAGUGGCGCAUCCCGAGCCAUCUCCUCCCGCCCGCCGACCAGGACGACGUCACCGGCUUCCCCGAGGCCUCGGGAUGGUUCACAGCCGACGAGCUAGCUAUCACAAACCAGACAGCUUUGCAAUUACUACCGAAGCUCGCAUCCGGGGAGCUAACAUCCGAAGCCGUCACGCGUGCCUUCUGCAAGCGCGCCACCGCGGCGCACCAGCUGAUAAACUGUCUUUCCGAAACGUGUUUCGACCGUGCUCUCGAGACGGCCAAAAAGCUAGACGAGCACCUCGCGCAGACGGGCAAGCCAAUCGGACCUCUACACGGCCUGCCCGUCUCGCUCAAGGAUAACUUCAACCUAGCCGGCCUAGACGCGACCGUCGGCUUCGCAUCGCACGUCGGCGACCCGGCGAAAUACGACGCCGUGCUAGCGGACCUCCUGCGCGCGGCCGGCGCCGUCUUCUACGUCAAGACGAACGUGCCCACAGCCAUGAUGAUCGCCGAGUCCGUCAACAACGUCGUCGGCCGCACCGUCAACCCGCGGAACCGCCAGCUGACCAGCGGCGGCAGCUCCGGCGGCGAGAGCGCGCUCAUCGCGUUCAAGGGGAGCCCGCUGGGCGUCGGAACCGACAUAGGCGGGUCUCUGCGCAUCCCCGCCGCCUGCGCGGGCAUCUACACGCUGCGGCCCAGUUUCGGCCGGUUCCCGACGCUGCGCUGCCGAUCCGGCAUGCCGGGGCAAGAGGCCGUGCAGUCCGUCAACGGGCCGCUGACGCGCACCCUCGCCGACCUCGAGUUCUACUCCAAGACCGUCGUCGACGCCGAGCCCUGGCGCCUCGACCCGCGAUGUCUGCCCAUCCCCUGGCGAGCCGUGUCGCUGCCGCAGAAGCUGAAGAUCGGCGUCAUGUGGCACGACGGCAUGGUGCUGCCCACGCCGCCCGUGACGCGAGCGCUGCGACACGCGGUAGCGAAGCUCGAGGCGGCUGGUCACGAGGUGGUGGAGUGGUCGCCGGAGGACCAGACGCAAGGCGCGAAAUUGCUAGGCCGCAUGUUUUUGGCAGACGGUGGUAGAGCGAUCAUGCGAGAAUUGGAGAGGACGGGGGAGCCGAUACGGCCUGAAAUGACGAUGUACGCCACUGCGCGGGAGCUAAGCGGGCUCGAGUACUGGGAUCUGCACCUCGAGCGUCAGCAGUUCCAGAAGCAGUAUCUUGAUCGGUGGUUAAGCGCGGGUAUCGAUGCGAUCCUAUGUCCUACGACGCCGUAUAGCACUGUUGAAAACGGCAAAUUCAGACAUGUUGGCUAUACCGGCGUCUACAACGUGCUAGACUAUUCCUGCAUCUCCUUCCCUACGGGCGUCACUGUCGACAAGUCUGUGGAUGUUGCGUUAGGCGAUACAUAUAAACCCCUUUCGGAUCUAGACAAAGCCACCCAAGCCGAAUACAAUCCCGAAGCAGUACAUGGAAUGCCUGUGAGCUUGCAGCUGGUAGCGCAGAGAUUAGAGGAAGAAAAGUGUGUAGAGAUGUGCAAAGUUGUACUAGACGUAUUAUCAUAG
Messenger RNA from Daldinia childiae, 1605 nucleotides. RefSeq names its product Acetamidase. The transcript is spliced from 3 exons. The record is from RefSeq and is a predicted model, not a curated record. The coding region runs from base 1 to 1605 and encodes 534 amino acids. Lineage: Eukaryota; Fungi; Ascomycota; Sordariomycetes; Xylariales; Hypoxylaceae.